Rotaria sp. Silwood2 is the source of this 1203-nucleotide messenger RNA. The record is from the annotation of a GenBank genome assembly. Lineage: Eukaryota; Metazoa; Rotifera; Eurotatoria; Philodinida; Philodinidae.
AUGUGCACUGAUACGACCAUAGCUAGCCGAGGCCUUAUUGGGGAUAAUACCGCUGUUCCUUGUGUGACUGGUACCUGUUCUUCUUGGAGCAAUCUCAACACAAGAACAUACUGUACUGAUUAUAGUAGUCUUCUCGAUGUUAGUUCUGGUGAAAAAUAUGACACACUAACAAUAACACUCGGCAUUCCAUUCAGUGUUGCUUUUGUCUCAUCAGCUUGGUUUGCAAAUCUUGUUAUUGGUGCUAAUUCCGGAUGGAAUCUUGUCAAUCGACUAAAUACUAUCGUUAGACCUGAUGGAUAUGUAAAUUCAAGUCCUUUGGCGACUACUCUUCCUGUUAUCUACAAAGCUAUCAAUCAACAACAUGUACAUGUUGUUCAAGUAUCUGAUUUUGAUGGUACUGAUGAAUUAAAAUGUCGUUGGUCAACAUCAUCCAGCAAUUAUAAUUCAUAUAAUGAAUGUGGUGGUGUUUGCUCAGGUGUACCUGGUGCCGUUCUUCUCACUAUACAAAUUGAAGACUAUUAUGAUAGUACAUCAACAACACCAAUGAGUUCUGUUCCACUUCAAUUUCUCUUUUAUGGUUAUGCUGUACCCAGUGGUUGUAAUACUCAACCAAGUAUCAUUGGUAAUCGACCGAAUCGAGCAUGUAUUGGCACACAGAUUGGAUCCAAUGUCACUGAAUAUGUUAUUGCACAAAUUGGUUGUACAGGAAAAACUAUUGUCGAUUUCGUUUCUAGUUCUCCAGUUGGUAUGACAAAGAGUACUAUUCAAAAUCCAAGUACUGGUAUCUAUCAAAUUAUUCUUAGUUGGAUUCCUACAAGUGAUCAAUAUGGUCCACAGGGAUUUUGUGCCGGAGCUGUUGAUAGCACGGAUGUUCAAUCAGAUCAAUGGUGUAUAACUUUUUUAGUUGGUUUUGACUCACCUGAUAUCAUUCGACCAAGUGUUGUUCAAGGUUCAGCUUCACCAAUUGGCACCGUAUUUCAAAGUCAAACCAUUUUCUCAAUUCAAAUCAGUCGGCCAACACGUAAUGGUACUUACAUUCAUUUUAAAGAUGCUACUACAAAUACAAUUGUACAAUCAUAUGAUUGUGGUUGGGAACCAGAAGUAACAUAUACUGGAUUUACAAUUGUUAUUCGUUUUCCAACUGCACCAUGGAUUAUAGGACAUUCAUAUUAUGUCAUGUUUGAUAGUGAUCAGUCUCUAUAA